Biomphalaria glabrata is the source of this 1306-nucleotide messenger RNA. RefSeq lists its product as uncharacterized. Bases 173 to 1306 code for a protein of 377 amino acids. The record is from RefSeq and is a predicted model, not a curated record. The transcript has 4 exons. Lineage: Eukaryota; Metazoa; Mollusca; Gastropoda; Planorbidae.
UAAUGACUACAUGGAACUUUUCACUGUUUAAUAAAGUCUUUAGAGCCAUUGCACACAAACUCAUGAAAAAAAAACACAAUAACAAAACAACACAAGAAAGGCUCAAUCAGCAACAGUUAUUAAGGCAUAGUAUGUAGACGAAGUAAUCGAUUAAAUAAUCAUUGAAUCGCAAAUGUAUACGAAAACAGUUCUAUUUCAAGCACUGGUGCUUUGUUCUAUGAUUAAUUUUUACAUCACUCAAACAUGGGAUCGCAGGUGUGAUACAAAACGAGAGAAACUAAAAGUUCUAGAAAUGUACGUCUGGAAUAAAUCCGACCAUUCAUGGCUCGACUACCAACAGAGGUACUGCAACAUGAGGUGUAAAGGGGAAGAACUGAUCGUUUACAGUAUACAUAGGCCUACAUCAUGGAAUUAUGAGUGUAUCCAGUGCCACUGUAAGAGACCUGCCUGUGAGCACUACCGUAUUUGCUGUCCAGAUAUUUCAGUGCCGUUUGACCGUAAGAGCGUGUAUGCAGAAGAAAUAUUAACAAAUAAAAUAUUAGCGCCUUUAGACCAAGCUGCUUACAGAAAAAGAAGUGCUACGCCAACUCUUGGCUGUGAAUAUCACCCACGCUUGGAUCGUAGAUUCCUAUUUAUCCGUUCCUGCCAAGCAGACUAUGAUGUCAACCAAACUGUGAUAGACCUGUGUGAAAUGGACAGACAGCCACACGAGCAGACGAUAGAGACUUUUAUCAAGGUCGUUGACCUGGAGCGACAAAUAGUUUACAGAAACAAAUUUUGUGCGCUGUGCAAUCACGUGAAUAACUUUAAGUCGGUGCCAACUACAAUGCGGACGGAUACCUUCAAAACUUACUACAACGCCAUGAGCAGAGACAAAAUGUUGCAGCAAGUACUCCAAAACGUCGUGGAAGUUGAUGGAACCUUUCCACAGAACUUUACGUUGCUGGGCUGUUCGUUUCUAAGUGUACCUAUAGACCACUGUAGGAAGAAAAGUGAGACAGUAAUUAAAGACGGUGACAUAAUCAGAGCUUGUGAGACAACCCAACUUGGCAACGAGCACAUGGUUUAUAGCAUGCCUGCAGAUAAAUUCUACAAGAGCAUUUUCUGCGCCAUUUGCAAUGAGGCAAUGGAGCGGGUACUUGUGGCCUCCAAGAUACGAAGAGGUCUCCAGGUUUUCGAGGUGUCUCUCAGAUCCAGCCAGUCACAGGGAUCAUUUCAGUGGUCCGACCGCAAUCGUCGGGCCACCUCGCUAGCUUGUCUACAUAGAGUCAUAGACGGUUGCACUCCCUGCGGCAUUCCGGGGUAA